Messenger RNA from Triplophysa rosa, 8447 nucleotides. It is a transcript of the gene nrp2b, whose product is annotated as neuropilin 2b. Bases 681 to 3395 code for a protein of 904 amino acids. Lineage: Eukaryota; Metazoa; Chordata; Actinopteri; Cypriniformes; Nemacheilidae. Gene Ontology annotation, molecular function: vascular endothelial growth factor receptor activity; semaphorin receptor activity. The transcript is spliced from 16 exons. The record is from RefSeq and is a predicted model, not a curated record. Gene Ontology annotation, biological process: angiogenesis; axon guidance; vascular endothelial growth factor signaling pathway. Gene Ontology annotation, cellular component: membrane.
UUUAAUCAGAGACUGGAGAGGCGGGCCGAGGUGCUGACUGUAAUGCGAUAGCUGCGCCCGCGCUACACUCAGCGCUCAAACGCGGAGACGCACGGUGCCAAAGGAGCUGCGCGCAGGAUCUCUAUCAGAAGACUUCAAUUACGGAUUCGCUUCGCGGAAGAUCUGAACCCAACUGUCUUUUUCUGACAGGUCGGUGGCGUUUUCCGUGCGAGACAGAGCGUGUGCGGUUGGAUAGCGAGGGAAGAGCACGGUAAAACGUUUCGUGUCACUUGGAUUGAAGGCGAGUGAAGCCGCGCUCACUCACUCACUCGCUCACUCACUGCUCGAGGAAAUCAAGCCAGUCCCGCAGCUCUCUGAAAUAUGUUUUCUGUCUGAACUUUUCCGUAUAAAAGAAAGUUGUUUUAUUUUGUUGCACUGGCUCAUUUAGGAUCUGACGGACACGAUGUUUCGGAGAUGUUAAACAUCCAAGUCUGGAUUGAAUUUACACAUCCUAGAUUUUGAAGCGUGUCCAGAAAGCAGGCGUGUCGCCAAACAGAAGAAAUUGUUAUCAGACUGAAUAUACACGAGCUAAUCUCAGUGGAUACAUUUGAGGACGAGAACAGUUUUUAAAGGACAUCAGAAGAACUUCGAGCUCUCAGCAUUUGCUCUUCACGCGCUGGGUGAACAUUCACCCAGGAAAGAUGGAUUUAUUCACAAAGCUCUGUGGAUCUUUAUUUGUCUUGUGUUUAUCGGCAGUAGUUUACGGAGCAGAAGAGCCAUGUGGUGGGCAGUUGGAUGCCAGUGACGCCGGGUACAUCACUUCACCCGGUUACCCUCUGGAGUACCCAACCCAUCAGAACUGCAGAUGGGUCAUCAUAGCGCCCGAAUCGUCCCAACGAAUCGUCCUAAACUUCAAUCCUCAUUUUGAACUGGAGAAACUCGACUGCAGGUACGACUUCAUCGAGAUCCGGGAUGGGAACUCGGAGAGCGCCGAUCUGUUGGGGAGACACUGCAGCAACAUCGCGCCCCCUGCUAUCAUCUCCUCGGGCCCUGUUUUGCACAUCAAAUUUGUCUCUGACUACGCCCACCAGGGGGCAGGCUUCUCGCUACGCUAUGAAAUCUAUAAGACAGGUUCUGACUGUUCCAGAAACUUCACCAGUCCGUCAGGGGUGAUCGAGUCGCCCGGCUUUCCUGACAAAUACCCCCACAAUCUGGAAUGCACCUUCAUCAUCGUCGUUCCUCCUCACAUGGACGUCACGCUCACCUUUCUGACCUUCGACCUGGAAAACGACCCCCUGCAGGGCUCGGAGAGCGAGUGCAAGUACGAUUGGCUGGAGGUGUGGGACGGCCUACCACAGGUGGGACCUCUGAUUGGACGCCAUUGUGGUACCAAAAUCCCAGCUGAAAUACAGUCGUCCACGGGUAUCCUGUCUCUGUCCUUUCAUACGGACAUGGCCGUAGCCAAAGAUGGCUUCUCCGCCCGCUACAACAUGACAGUGAAGGAAGUCAGUGACAAUUUUCACUGCAGCAAUCCUCUUGGCAUGGAAUCAGGCAAGAUCAGCGAUGACCAGUUCUCCGCAUCGUCCACCUUCUAUGAUGGCCGCUGGUCUCCGAAGCAAGCUCGCCUGAACUUUGACGACAAUGCAUGGACGCCCAAUGAGGACAGCAACAAAGAAUACAUCCAGGUGGACCUGCAUUUCCUAAAGGUCGUGACGGGCAUUGCCACACAGGGAGCGGUCUCCAAGGAAACCCACAAAUCUUACUUUGUCACCACCUUUAAGCUGGAGGUCAGCACCAAUGGAGAGGACUGGAUGAUCUACCGCCAUGGCAAGAACCACAAGGUUUUUCAUGCUAAUGUGGACCCCUCAGAGGUGGUCCUGAACCGGAUCCCCCAGCCUGUCUUAGCUCGGUUUGUCCGCAUCCGACCACAGACAUGGAAGAAUGGAAUCGCUUUGCGCUUCGAACUUUAUGGCUGUCAAAUCACGGAUGCUCCGUGCUCGGAGAUGCAGGGAAUGCUCUCUGGACUCCUGCCGGACUCCCAGAUCUCAGCUUCCUCUAUGAGGGACAUCCAUGGGGCCACAGGUGCCGCCCGACUGGUUGCCAGCCGUUCUGGGUGGUUCCCCAGUCCCACGCAGCCCGUGGCUGGGGAGGAAUGGCUGCAGGUAGACCUGGGAGUCCCCAAAACUGUACGGGGUAUCAUCACGCAAGGGGCCCGUGGGGUGGAUGGCAGUUCCAGCGCUGAGAACCGGGCCUUCGUGCGGAAGUAUAAACUGUCUCAUAGCUUCAAUGGAAAAGACUGGAGUUACAUCAUUGAUCCUAAGACCAGUUUGCAAAAGAUUUUUGAGGGAAACACGCACUACGACACCCCGGAGAUCCGCCGCUUCGACGAGAUUGCGGCCCAGUUUAUCCGGGUCUAUCCGGAGAGGUGGUCCCCCGCUGGAAUCGGAAUGAGACUGGAGAUACUGGGUUGUGACGUGCCAGAAUCUACAACCAUUCCUGACACUGCCACGCCCACUCUGUUGCUUCAGGAGGAGACGAGUACCGCCCACAGAGCGCUAGCUCCGACCUCUUUCUCAUCUCUUGGCGGCCUGUGUGACUUUGAACAAAGCAUGUGUGGAUGGACCCACGACUCCAUGUCUGAUCUGAAAUGGUCUCUCUACAGUUCCUCUAGUCCUAGCUUCGACCAGACACUUGGAUCUGACAACUUUGGAAACUUCCUGUACGUGGAGGCGGGUCUUAAAUCGGAGCAGCAGCGCGCCCGGUUAGUGAGUCCGGUGGUGGGACCCGAGCGCCGUCCCGUCUGCCUGCUUUUCUACUACCAACUGCAGGGAGAGGGUCAGGACAGUCUGCGUGUGUUGCUCAGAGACGAUGAACAGGAAGAGGCGCUGCUCUGGACGCUAAAAGGAGACCAGGGACCCAUGUGGAGGGAGGGCCGCACCAUCCUGCCUCAGUCCCCUAAAGAAUAUCAGGUUGUCUUCGAGGGUUUCUUCGAUCGCGGCAGUCAAGGGCAUAUCUGGGUCGACAACAUUCAUAUGAGCACCAGCACAGAGCUUGAGCAGUGUACACAACCCUUCUCAGCGUUCCCUCCUGAAAUGACUGGGGAAGCCUUACCUGGCUGGAGUGACCCCACGGUUGACACCACCGUGUCCCUGCAGCCCAUGCCCACCUACUGGUAUUACGUAAUAGCCGGGGGUGGCGCCCUUUUCCUCCUGGGCUGCGUCGCGUUGGUGAUGGUGCUGUGUUGCCAUCGCUACCACCUGGCGGCCAAGAAGAGCCAGCACUCGGUGUCCUACAAGAGCACGUACACGGGCACGGGACAGUACGUGGGGAACGGCCCCGGGGCGGUCGCCGGAUCCGGGGUGGAGCCCAUGUUAACUAUAAGGCUUGAGAAAGAGGAACCCUGUUCACAGUGCUGAACGCUGACGUGUUUGCUACUGAAGUUAUAUUCGUAAUAUCCAGGCACCUUAAAGACUCGGAUCAGCUCUGGAUGGCGUUUGUGGUGAUGCUAAACGAGAUAACCGGGGAUGUGAGAAGGACGUACGUAAGCACCAGAGUUGUCAAGUUUUGGGUUUCUUUAGGAUACUUUUGUGGGGCUGUGAGAAAGGAGGUGGUGCAACGGGACAUCCAGCCAAAAUCCUGACUGGCAGGUACUCCCCGUUUCUCCGUCUCUCUUUUUCGCAGUGGGGAAACCUCUAAUCUCCUGUUCAGGACCAAUCCGAUUGUACAGUCAAGAGAACUCGGUGCCAAAUUGUGAGGAGAGCUUGAGACAAGAGCAGAGCAACGGAACUGAGGAAAACCAGGAAACUCGCAUGUGUACUGGAUCUCAUGUGCACAACACUUGAGGCUUGAUGUGUGACAGGAAUAUUCAAAGCAUGAGUGUCAAAAAAACGUUACUCUGGGACACGUGUUUCAAAUCCUCCGUUCUUGCUGGCGGAACCAGAUUGUCUCUUUGUUUGAACAUAAUACUGUAUGUGUGGAAGGGUUGGGUAAUAUACAGAAUUUUUUAAUCCGUGUACAAAGUGCUCUCCUAUGAGGACUGGUCCUAUCUUUUUUCUUUCUUUGAAAGCUUUAGAACAGUAAGAGACCUUUAGAGCAAUGGAUUCGCUCUUUAUUCUUCAGGCGGAUGUUUGAACGACCUGUUUGAUCUCCUCCACACCAUUAAAUGAAACGACGGAAGCUUCUUAAAAGCAUUUCGAACGCUGCCGAGAACUCAUUUGAAUGUCCGUCAAUAUGUCUAUGUAUAAACUUUUCUGAAAGUCAUUGGAGAUAUGUACAGGAUGUUUUUUGCAUAUAUGCAAAGGUCACAUGACCCUGCCUUAGCCAGCCUACUCUUCUGAUUGGCUAACUUACACAACAUUGGCCUUAAGACGCUUUAGUGGGCUAGCCGAUUACUGUUCACGUUUAUUAUUUAAUAUGAAAUGAAUUCAUCGAGUGGAGAUUAAUAGCGCCGCACAUGCAGUUAACCGAUGCACUGACUUUGCUUUAUUUUUAUAGUCGACUCUAAAACAUUUAAGCAGGGUGUGUGUGCUUGCGUGUUGUUCCCUCAGAGAUUUCGAUUACACACACAGUCUUGUAAGAGAGAAAGGAAAGCUUUGUAUAUGUGCCAAAUGUCAUACGGUGCUAAACCACUUGGCUGGAUGAUUUUGCUGCAGGGAUUGAGUCGAGCUGGCACGUUGGCCCUAUACCUCCACAUUUACAGCUGCAGCUCAUUUCUCUGUCCACCCCCUUAUAGCCUCACAAAAUAUACCUGCUGAUGUCUUACUGAAUUCAUAACCAACACUUUAUGAUUUGAUUUUAGGGGGUUUUGACAUUUUAUUGAUAGGGGCAUUUGGAGAGCAGGCGGGGGGGACUCACAUCUCCAUACGGUAAUCCCCCCCGCAGAGUAUUUGGACACUAAGUUAACACUUAAAAAUGUUUAAAAGGUCAUUGCAUUGUACAACAAAAAAGACAUUUUAUUGCAAAUAUAGCACAAAUAAGCAUUAUUUUUCAAGUAGAACAUUUCACAUAAUAUGUUACGUUUUAAAUAACAUAGAGUUGGUUUAAAGUAGAAAAUGGCAAGAAAAGUGAAGUUAAUUGCAGAUGCCACUUUUGAUAUUUUCUAUAUAAUGCCAUGACAUUAAGACUUUUAAGAUUUUUAAAUGAGGUGUACAAAAGUGUACAAAAAUGUCCAAAUACACUGUAACAAUCCACCUAUUUCAACCAAAAACUUGAGUUUAAAAGUUAUCAAAUUGGCUUUACUGUACACAUCAAUUUAAUUGAAAUGAUAAUAAACUAGGGCUGUGAAAAAGUAAUGAAUUACUAGUUACUAAUUACAUAUUCAAUAGUGUAAUUAGAUUACUGUACAAAUUACUCUCUCCAAAAAGUAUUUAAUUACUUAUUACUAAUUACUUUAUAUCCUUCAUCAACCUUGAUUAGAAUUGAUUCAAGGAUAGACAUAAAAUGGCUCUUUUAAUUCAUUAAAAUAAUUAAUAAAUAACUUCAUAAAUUAUUCUUAUUAACUGACCAAAGUAUACAAAUGUGAGAAGGAUACAUUAAAGCAUACAUUUUAAAGUUAGACUAUAAUUUUUGUCAUUUCCACUAUUGAAUAUAUUACACAGUAUUUAGUUCAAUUACAUCAAAAGUAACUGUAAUUAAAUUACAUAAAAAAUAAGAGUAAUCCCUUACUUUACUUUUUCUAAGGAAAAGUAAUUAAAUUACAGUAGCUAAUUACUUAGUAACUAGUUACACCCAACACUGCACAGUACACAGACACAGUACACAGUAUAUUGCGUAAACACAAACUGUUAUUCUGGAUGCGAUUAGUCGUUUGACUACUUUUGAACUGACUUCACAAUUUUAACUUAAUUUUAUAACUCAGUUUAAUAUCAUUUAAAUUCAAGUAACCUGUAAAGCCAAUUUGAUUUAACUUAUAUAUUUAAUACCGCUUUUGAACUAAAGUUUAUUCCAGUAUAUAAGCAUGUGCACUAGUCACCAGGCCAUCUAUAACUGAAUGUGUACAUGAAGGAAUUCUUGCAAAAAAUAAUAAUUUGCUUUUAUCUAUAUUAUUUGCAUAUGACAAUCUUGCUGCACACCGUAUUUUUUGUCUGAAAUGUUAUGUAUAAAAAUGUCUAUAAAAUAUUAUUUUAAAGUGUACUUCAAAACACCUUCUCUGCAUACUAAUUCAAAGUCUAACUCGGAGUAUUAGAUCCAUCUCUUUCAUGUCCUACUUGAAACGCAGCGACGUACCUUUGAAAAGAAAAACAUGCUACGGUGUAAGAUGUUCAAUGUUCUCUUCUUUACUAAACAAACAUAAAAUAGGCACCAUCGGACCUCCGGGUGGAAAUUCCCCCGACCAAACAUAUUUUCCUUUUUACACAUAAAGAGUGUGAAGCUCCAUCCAUUACCGAAAGCAUCUGCCGGGCACACACGCGUCAGAUUUUGGCUCCAUCCAAAGCGAGCGAGAUGAAAGGAGAAAGUAAAUCCUGAUAUCUUGUUUUGUCCUCCAUCUGGCAAUAGGUGAAAAUAAUCCCCCAUCAUGGACAGCCUGCUCCUUUCUCGCCCGUUUAUCUGCUCUUCACGAAAGAAUGUGUGGGGAGAUGGAGGGCGAGAUCAAAGAAAAGCCUGCUCUAAAUAUAAAUCUUCUCCGCAGUAUCUAGGGUCUGAAGGGGUUUGUUUGAAUCACAAAAGCACAUGAAAGAUCCCAACAGACAGCCAGAGAGACCACCUGACCUGGCAGGCCUAUAGCGGAGCAUUGUCUCCUCGCAUCCCGCAUAAUCCUCAAUACAAUAAAGUGUGUUCAGGAAUCACGGGACAGCAUGCGACAGCUUUUAACGUUGAAUCUAAAAGACACAUCAGAUGUACAGUUAUCUGAACGGUUUUUAUGAUUUGAGUCACGUGAUUUUCAUUAUGUCAUGAACCGUCCUCUUGUUUUAUGCAGAAUUUGAGGAUACGCAACAGAUUUCUGAGUUUGUGUGGCCUACAGCUGAAUGUGUAGUUGUCUUCGUUUUGAGCAGUUCGUCCUCUUUGACUUAUCACGCUUGUUCUUGUUCACCUUGAGCUAGAUACAUUUUUCUGAUCAGUCCUGGUUGUUCAUUAUGUCUGUAUGAUUAAUGUAUGAAUUUAUCUUUAACUCGGACUCAUUUUUAUCAUUUGAUUCUUCACUGUUCUCAGUGCUUUUCACCACAUUUUAAGCUGAGUUGCUAAUAUUUCUAAUUUACGGAAGCCCUGAACCGCAAUGUAAGUUUGUUUUGCUGAAGACAUUUUUAAUUUACUUACAUUCUCCUCCUGUAGCCUACACUGUAAAACUUUGCUGUAGUUUUGCAGCAGGUUUGCCAGUAACUUCCUGUAGAUUUAAUUUACAAUUUUGUUUUAAACAUAAUCUUACCUAGUUCUUAUAUUUUCUUUCAUAAAACAAGACUAAAUAUCUCAGGUCACUUUUCUUGUUAUGUAAAUGUAUCGUACUUUUAAAAGUUUUAAAUAUUUUUACUAGAAAACAAAACAAAAAAUGUCAUUUUUUGCAGUGUAAUGCCAGUAACGAGACCAGUCUCUUCUUGCUCAAGGGUUUUAAUUUUGAUUAAAGUAAAGUUUAACUCAAAUUAAAAAGGUCGAGACUAAUUGUUUUAUUCUCUUCAAAAAUAUUUUUUUCUCUUUCAAAGAAUUUUUGAAAAGAAAAAAAAACAAUUAGGCUAGACUUAGGCUACAGGAGGGGAAUGCAAGGACAAUUUUUUCUUCACCCAAAUCUUUUUUUUUACAUUGCGGUUCAGGGCUUCUAUGCUAAUUAGCUAAUGCACCAGAUUGCAUUUCAUGAAGCCUGUCGUAAGCAUUCUCGCUGGGGGCCUUUGCUUUUGCUGUCCCUCAAAAAAUAUUCAUUACUAAAAGCACUCAGAGGGACGAAGAGCCCAUCACUGGACUGUGAUACCUGCAUAAAACUUCUUUCACCCUUCUAGUGAAUCAGAGUGGGCAGAAAUGUUUAUGUAGAGGAAAAAUGCUACAGGUUGUAUAUUGUGUGUGUUUUGCUUACACAUGAAGUCAGGAACAGAUUCGAAAUCCUUUGAAGAAUUCAGUUUUAUUAUGUUGACAUUAUGCUUGAUUUGCAUCAGUAUGAUCGCUGAUGAUGUAAUGGUUAUGUGCACUUUUUGUGAAUCCAUGGCUUCACACCAUCAUGAAUAUGAGCUCUCUGUUUGAUUCACGAUGCAGCGUUUCAGAAUGUUUAAAUACAGUAUAAGGUAUAUUUUAGCUUGAAUUUCAUGGUCUUGGAAAUGUUGUAUGGAAUGUUACAAUAAAGUGAUAUUUUUCUACAAACCGUAGUGAUUUGCGCUUUUUGAGCGAUGAAUGAUUUAACAUUUUAUAACAUCUGCAGCUAUUUGUUCUCCGGUCAAAUGGUGUUUCUUCAUUUUGUAUUCACACAGUGUACUAUGGAUAUUAUUAGCUCUUGAGACAAAAAUGCACAAGGCUGUUCUUUUUGCAUUCUUUACAAUUCUGUUUAAUGC